AUGUGGUGGGGCAAAGGUUCAGACAAGCCGAAGGACUCGGUCCCGGAGCAGGCAAAGGAGGUUGCCAAGGAAGUCAAGGAAGCCGCCAAGGACUUUGACAAAGACAAACUGCCGGACCGGCGACAGCUCCCCAAGAAGCUGCAGCAGAUCGUCGACAAGGAGGACAAGCAGGAGAACUUCUACAAUGAGAUCGUGGAGGGCUACGCCCCGCCGUCCACCGACUCCAACGUCCGCUAUGCCGCCUACGCCUCGCGGCUGCGCACCAUCCUCCUCUCCGCCCACCGCUACGUGGCCUACACCUCGGACAUCGGCGAGUCCUUCCGCCCCGUCGCGCACCCGUACCUCGUCCGCGGCGCCUACGGCAUCUCGUGGGCCUACAUCCUCGGCGACGUCUCGUACGAGGGCUACAAGGCCUACUGGAGCAACAGGCGCAAGCUCGACCCGUCCCUGCAGCUGACGCCCCUGCAGCAGAGGGCCGUCGGCCUCGAGGCGGCCGACCCCCUGCCCGCCCCCGGCCCCGGCGACGCCGCGCAGGCCCUGCAGCAGCAGCCGGGCGUCGUGGCGCCGCUCGAGGACUGGCGCACCGUGGUGGUGCAGCGCGCCAUCUUCCAGAGCGUGGCGAGCAUGGGCCUGCCCGCGCUCACCAUCCACAGCGUCGUGCGCUACUCUGGCCGGGCCAUGAAGAACCUCAAGAACAAGACGGUGCGGACGUGGGGCCCCAUCGGCCUGGGCCUGGCCGUCGUGCCCCUCUUGCCCUCUCUCUUCGAUAAGCCCGUCGAGAACACGGUCGAGUGGGUGUUCCACAAGGGCUUCGAGACGUUCGGCGGCCACUCUGCCGUGGGCGACAACCCCAAGACUGGCAGGGAGAAGGAGCUGGGCAAGAAGCCGCCCAAGGAGAAGGAGUUGUAA
Molecule: messenger RNA, 909 nt
Organism: Thyridium curvatum
Lineage: Eukaryota; Fungi; Ascomycota; Sordariomycetes; Thyridiales; Thyridiaceae
Exons: 2
Coding region: 1-909 (302 amino acids)
Biological process (GO): mitochondrial fission
Cellular component (GO): mitochondrion
Source: RefSeq, a predicted model, not a curated record